Molecule: messenger RNA, 1611 nt
Organism: Cynara cardunculus var. scolymus (artichoke)
Lineage: Eukaryota; Viridiplantae; Streptophyta; Magnoliopsida; Asterales; Asteraceae
Exons: 9
Coding region: 1-1587 (528 amino acids)
Cellular component (GO): plasmodesma; plasma membrane
Source: RefSeq, a predicted model, not a curated record
AUGGCAUCUAAUGGAGUUUCCAAGAUCACUGAUCAACAAAAUCAACAACAAUCCGCAGGUUUUGUAGGGGUGGUUGGUGGUGGCUCCGGCGUCAUUCCGGCGAGGGCUCAGAGGUCUGUUCUUGAAGCAGGGAGCAAUGGCGAGAAGUCGUCUUUGGUUUUGGCUGAAAAGAGAACGAGAAGGAAAGAUCCCAUAAACGAUUUCAAGUACUACAAUGGUGGAUGGAAUAUAAGCAACGAUCAUUACAUCUCUUCUGUUUCAUUUACUGCCGUCCCUUUGUUUGGCAUUGCUGCAAUCUGGUUUGCGGGAUUCGGUCUGUUUUUGCUCGUAAUCGGUUGCUAUUAUUGUUGUUACGGUCGAAAGAUACGUUACGGGUAUUCUCGAACCGCGUAUGCACUCUCUCUCGCUUUCCUUGCCCUCUUCACGAUUGCCGCAACUGUUGGAUGUGUGACUCUUUACACGGGUCAAGGGAAGUUUCAUAAAAGUACAUCGGAUACGUUGGACUUUGUUGUACGACAAUCGAAAGAUACGGUUCACAAUCUCAAUAAUGUGUUGAAUAUUCUUGCGACGGCGAAGGGGAUUGGAGUGGAUCAAGUUUCUUUACCUUCGGAUAUGAAGAACAACAUUGAUCGGGUUGAUAAAAUGAUAAACGAUGCUGCUAGAGACCUUGACUUCGAUACCAAAAAGAACGAGAAGCAUAUACACGAUGUUCUAAACUCCAUUAGGCUUGCGCUUAUAAUAGUCGCCGCAGUUAUGCUUCUCGUAGCCCUUCUCGGUUUCGUCUUCUCCAUAUUUGGCUUGCAAGUUCUUGUUUACAUAUUGGUGGUCGUAGGUUGGAUUCUCGUUACGGCUACGUUUAUCUUGUGUGGCGUAUUUCUCACGCUUCAUAAUGUUAUGGGUGACACAUGUGUUGCGAUGGAUGAAUGGGUUCAGAACCCCACGGCUCAUACGGCAUUGGACGAUAUACUUCCGUGUGUUGACAACGCAACUGCCAAAGAAACCGUGUUUCAGAGCAAAGACGUCACUUUUCAGUUGGUCGGGAUGGUUAAUAAAAUCAUCAACAACGUGGCAAAUAUCGACCCCCCACCCUUAUUCGGUUUCGUUAGUUACAAUCAAUCCGGUCCAUUGGUUCCCACCCUCUGUAACCCGCUAAACCCCGACAAAACUGAUCGAAAAUGUCAAGCGGGUGAAUUGGACGCUAGUAACGCGGCUGAGGUGUGGAAGGAUUAUGUAUGCCAAGUGUCUACACAAAAUAUAUGCACAAAUGUCGGGCGAUUGACGCCAAAGAUGUAUAACCAGAUGUCAGCUGCAGCCAACGUGAGCUCGGGUUUAUCGAACUACGGUCCGUUCCUAGCCGGAUUACUGGAUUGUUCUUUCGUUAGGUACACAUUCACCCAAGUCCAUAACGAUCAUUGCCUGGAUCUCAGAAAAUACAGCAAGUGGGUCUACAUCGGUUUAGCCAUGGUGUCGGCUGCCGUGAUGCAUUCGUUGGUUUUAUGGGUGUUGUAUGCCCGAGAAAGACGGCAUCGGAAGUAUACGAAGCUCGCGGUCGUUGGAUCGGGCCAAAGUUCGUUUGCGACGAAAUGAGAACAGAAGUGAAAAAUGUGUCAA